CUCUCCCUCGCUGAUCGGAGACUCUCCGCCGAGCUCCGAUCGUCGCCGUCCGCUUCGGACUUUCAUCACAAAGUUUUACAGUUUGAGGCUGUAAAUUUCUGAGGGAAGCUUCUUGCUGAGGAGUGAGGACGACUUGAAGACUUGGAGCAGCAGAUGGAUAUAUGCUCAUCUUGAUCCACAUCUAAGAGGGAAGUUCAAUAAUUACAGGAUGAGGAAACACCGUUUCCGGGAUUCAAUGAAGUCCUUGUUUGGAAGUCACAUUGAUGCAGAAAAGGAUGAACAGCUCAAAGGGACUAAAAUAGAUAUGGAGGACAAAGUGCAGAGAAUACUAAAGCUUCUAAAAGAUGACAAUAUUGAAGAAAAAGAUUCCAACAUGGUGGACAUCUCCAAAAAGGAACCACUUGCAGAGCUAAUUCAGGAUUUCCACCAACAAUAUCAGUCCCUCUAUGCAGAAUAUGAUCAUCUAACAGGAGUGCUAAAGAAAAAAGUUCAUGGCAAGCAAGAUAAGGAUAGCAGUUCUUCAUCGAGCUCAGAGUCUGAUUCCGAAUAUCCUUCAAAUGACAAGAAAAGUAAAAAUGGACUAUUGGAAAGUGAUUAUCAGAAAAUAGCUGAUGUUAACCAAGAACUCGAAUCAGCACAUCUAGAAGUUGCUGACCUGAAGAGAAAAUUGACGGCCACAGUUGAAGAAAAGGAGGCUUUGAACUUGGAACAUGUGACAGCCUUAAGUAAGAUAGAAGAAACAGAGAAGAUUUCCAAAGAUUUGAAGACUGAUGCUGAACGAUUAGAUGCUGAAAAACUGAAACUUUUGGCAGAGAAUACGGAGCUAAAUCAAAAGCUCGAAACUGGCGAAAAAAAAGAAGCUGAAUUGAGUCGGCAAUUGGAAGAUAUGGAAAGAGAGAGAGAUAAUCUGAUGAAUGAGAAAGAGACUGGUCUGAGAAGGAUUGAAGAUGGAGAAAAGAGAUCGGCAGACCUGCAAAGUUUGGUUGAUCAGCUGAAAGAUGAAAAAGUAAUCCUCGAGCAACAACUAGAAUCUGUUAGAGUGGACAUCUCGAAUAUGAAGCAUGAGCUGGAAUCUUCAGAACAGCAAGCGUCAGAUUUAAGCAAAGCUAAGGAGGAAGAAACCUUGAAAGGUUUGAAGAUCUCAACUGAGAUUCAGCAGGCACAUAAUGUGAUACAAGAACUAUCAGAUGAAGCUACUCGUCUUAAGAAAAAGCUUGAUCAGAAGGAGCUGGACCUUGAAUCAGUGCAGGGUCAGAAAAGAGAUUUGGAAGUGAAGUUUGAGACCAUGGAAAAGACACUGGCAGAAAACAAUGCAGGUUUACAAGCUCAAAUUUCAGAACUUGUAUCAGUGUCUAAAGAGAGGGAAGCUGAUCUUUCUGCUCUCAAGAAGAAAUUAGAGGAGACCAAUAAUGAACAUUGUCAGGUACAGGAGCAAUUAGGUCAGAGGGAAAUAGAUUUUUCAACUCUGUCUGAGAGGCAUAAGCUGCACUAUGAUGAAACAUUGGCACAAAUAAAGGGAUUGGAGGAUAAAGUAACUGAGCUGGAAACGGCUCUUGAGUCCUUGCAAUGCGAGAAAAGAGAUAUGGUGGUGAAGUUUGAGAGCAAAGAAAAGCAUCUGGAAGAGGAGAAUGCAGGUUUGCAAGCUCAAAUUUCAGAACUCGAAUCAGUGUCUAAAGAGAAAGAAGCUGAACUUUCUGCUCUCACAAAGAAAUUUGAGGAGACCAAUAAUGAACAUAGUCAGGUACGGGAGCAACUAGGUCAGAGGGAAUUGGAGUAUUUAACUCUGUCUGAGAGGCAUAAGCUGCACCAGGACGACACAUUGGCGCAAAUAAAGGGAUUGGAGGAUAAAGUAACAGAGCUAGAAUCAGCCAUCGAGUCUAUGCAAGGCGAGAAAAGAGAUAUGGAAGAGAAGUUCGAGAGCAAAGAAAAGCAACUGGCACAGGAGAAUGCUGGUUUGCAGGCUCAAAUAUCCGAACUCGAAUCAAUAUCAAAAGAGAAAGAAGCUGAACUUUCUGCUCUCACGAAGAAAUUUGAGGAGACAAUAAAUGAACAUAGUCAGGUACAGGAGCACUUAGGUCAGAGGGAAUUGGAGUGUUUAACUCUUUCUGAGAGACAUAAGCUACAUCAGGACGAAACAUUGGCGCAAAUAAAGGGAUUGGAGGAUAAAGCAACAGAGCUGGUAUCGGAGCUCGAAUUUUUGCAAGGCGAAAAAAGAGAUAUGGAAGUGAAGUUUGCGAGCAAGGAAAAGGAAUUGGCAGAGGAGAAUGCAGAUUUACAAGCUCGAAUUUCCGACCUCGAAUCAAUGUCAACAGAGAGAGAAGAUGAACUUUCUGCUUUGACAAAGAAACAUCAGGAUAUCAGUGAUGAAUCAUCGUCCACUAUAGCAGAUUUGACAGCACAGGUCAACAAUCUGCUAGCAGACUUAAGCUCUGUGCGGCGUGAGCAAGUUGAAUUGGAGGAAAAUAUGGCACAUAAAGGUGAUGAAGCAUCCACUCAGAUUAAGGGCUUAAUGGAACAGGUAAGUAUAUUGCAGCAGCAAUUGGAGUCCCUACACAGCCAGAAAGCUGAGUUGCAAGCGCAUCUUGAGAAUAAAACUCAAGAAAUUUCAGAGUACGUGAUACAGGUACAAAUUCUGAAUGAAGAGAUAGCAAAAAAGACGACUGAUCAUCAGACGAUUCUGGAAGAGAAAGAGAAUUUGAUAGCAGACAUGAAAGAUCUUGAGCUAAAAAUGGAAUCCAUGCAGAACCAGAAGGAUGAACUGGAAGAGGAGAUGAGAAAGAAAAUCCUAGAGCAUGAUCAGUUGAAAGCAGAAAUGUUGGAGCUAAAGGAUCAGUCUUCUGUAUUUGAGAAGACAAUGGCACAGAGAGAGGUAGAUUUCUCAUCUCUCCAAGAAAAACAUGAAACUGGACAGAACGAAGCCGCUGCUCAAGUAGUGGCCCUUGUGGCACAGGUUAACGGUCUACAAGAAGAAUUGGAUUCGUUGCAAACCCAGAAGAACCAAAUCGAGUUGCAGUUUGAGAGGGAAAAACAAGAACUUUUAGAUAGCCUGACGCUGUUGGAAACUGAUAAGAUCGAGUUAACUAGCAAGACCGCUGAUCUUCAGAGACAGCUGAAUGAACAGGGGGAUUUAUACAGCAAGCUGAAUGAGGAACAUAAACAGCUUGAAGCAAAGUGUCAGGACCACAAGGUUAGCGUUGAAUCCAAAGAUCAAAUAAUAGCUGAUUUGGAACAGAUGUCUGAAGACCUAAAGAGAGACCUUGAAGAAAAAGGUGAUGAGCUUAGUUCUUUGGUAGAGAAAUCCCGCAAUACUGAAGUUAAGCUCCGCUUGUCAAACCAGAAGCUCCGGGUUACUGAGCAAGUGCUGGCUGAGAAGGAACAGAACUUUAGAAUUGCUGAGCUGAAAUUCCAAGAAGAACAAAAAGUGCUCGAAGACAGGAUUGCUGCAUUGUCUGGUAUAAUCACUGCAAACAAUGAAGCUUAUCAGAGAAACAUCAACUGUAUUUCAGACAACCUGAACAGUUCUUUGAUUGCAAUGGAAUCUGUGAUCAAGAAACUUGCCAAUGACUAUGUGAAGUAUGAGAAGUGUAUUGUUGAAACGUCGGUGCAGCUUCGUAUUGCAAAGAAAUGGGUUGCGGAAACAAAUGAUGAGAGAGAGAAGUUGAACAGGGAGGUGGGAGUCCUAAGCAAGCAACUGCAAGAUAAGAAACAUGAGGCAUUGGUCUUCAAAGAGAGAGCUGAGAAGUUGGAGACAGAGGCGAGCAAGGAACAAAUGGAGAAGGGGGAUCUGAUCAAAGCAGUGAAUCAGCUUGAGAAGAAGGUAGAGGAGUUGAAGCAAAAUGUUGAAGGGAAAGAUGAGGGCAUAUUGAGUCUGGGAGAGGAGAAGCGAGAAGCCAUAAGGCAGCUGUGCAUAUGGAUCGAGUAUCAUCAGAGUCGCUAUGAUCAUCUCAAGGAGGUGCAUUUGAAGAUGGCUCCAAGAGGCCAGAGGAGGGUCUAGCCAGUGAUUUGUUUCAUCAUUUGAUUGUAUAUUUUUUUCCGUCUUGCCUUGAUCUAGCAUUGUUCUUGUUGAUUCUUUCUAUUUUUGAGGCUAGUGUUGAUAGAACGUUAUAGUUUAAAGUUUGAAUGCAUAUGCUCAUAAGUUUGGUUGUAAAUUCUGCUUUUUUCUUGUCCAUUAUUGCAGACAUGUAUAAAAUGCAGAUCAAUCCCUCUUUUGAUUCUC
Messenger RNA from Argentina anserina (silverweed cinquefoil), 4216 nucleotides. RefSeq names its product COP1-interactive protein 1-like. Gene Ontology annotation, molecular function: actin binding. The record is from RefSeq and is a predicted model, not a curated record. The transcript is spliced from 4 exons. Bases 209 to 3994 code for a protein of 1261 amino acids. Lineage: Eukaryota; Viridiplantae; Streptophyta; Magnoliopsida; Rosales; Rosaceae.